AUUCUAGGCUGUCCUGGUUCAGGGAAAGGGACCUUGUGCAAGCUUUUGGUACAGGAUUAUGGCUACCGCCACGUCUCGGUGGGAGAUCUACUGCGAAGUUUGGUAGAUGGGAGUAGCGAACCAAAUACCGAUGUGGUGAAUCAUGUCCAACAGGGCACACUGGUGCCUACAGCAGUGCUUCUCAAUAUCUUAGAGCGUGCUAUCAUGCCAGAGACUAGGGACUCUAUCCUGGUAGAUGGCUUCCCACGAAGGUUGGAUCAAGGUAUUGCUAGCGAGGAACAGGCAAGUGAUCGAGUUCCCCUAUAUUGGAUCAGACUCUCACAUCUCCUAGUUUGGAAAACCUGA
Messenger RNA from Mollisia scopiformis, 345 nucleotides. RefSeq lists its product as uncharacterized. The annotation marks the transcript as partial. Gene Ontology annotation, biological process: nucleoside triphosphate biosynthetic process. The record is from RefSeq and is a predicted model, not a curated record. Gene Ontology annotation, cellular component: cytoplasm; cytosol. NCBI's taxonomy places the organism in Eukaryota, Fungi, Ascomycota, Leotiomycetes, Helotiales, Mollisiaceae. Gene Ontology annotation, molecular function: AMP kinase activity; ATP binding. The transcript has a single exon.